Messenger RNA from Babesia bigemina, 1479 nucleotides. RefSeq lists its product as hypothetical. The record is from RefSeq and is a predicted model, not a curated record. NCBI's taxonomy places the organism in Eukaryota, Apicomplexa, Aconoidasida, Piroplasmida, Babesiidae. The transcript has a single exon. Bases 1 to 1479 code for a protein of 492 amino acids.
AUGGGCCACGAUAGAUCCGCUUACUCAUCGGGAACAGGGCAACAGAGCUGCUCGUACUUUGGCGAUGACGAUUCUUACAAUGGAGCUAGCACGGGUUUAACACAGGGUUACGCAGCCCAUACCGCGGGAUAUAAGCGAGGAUUCACGCUGCAUCUCAGUGUUAGGAAGUUGAGGAAAAUGAAACGACGCCAAAUAAAUCGCAUGAAUAAGGACCUAGAGUUAUUCCGACGCGUGAAGGAGCGGAGGCUGAAGAACCCAAACAGACUCGUAGAUAUACGUAAAAUCAAUUUCAUUAAUGACAAAUGUAAUCCAGCGCUCAUGAGGCUGCCGGUAUCGCCGCUGGUAGACCUGAACGGACUGGUGCCGUUCAAAACGGUGCCGCAGAUGACAUCGCAAGUGCCAUUCAAUCCGGCUCCAAUGCUGCACAACGUGGGAUUCAGGUUCAAACCCGACAGGAACGGAAAGUAUGAACGUUUCUGCGAGCCAUACCCGAUGGACGAAAUUUUGCAGGUGGUAGACGCACGCAGUCUGGGCGCUAUAAGCCGCAUGGCUGGCAAGUACAAAAUCACGGGAGAAGGAACGAAGAUACCCACCCCCAUGGACAGCCAAAUCGUAGCGCCGGGUGCUAGUGUCGGUAAGGGGUACGGGUUUGGCCUCACCAAGAAGUCCGAGCCCAAAAAUAAGCCCAUACCGCUUUCCAAUUUCAAGCCUUUCGAGCCCAACGCAGAAACUCUCGUUGAAAGUCCACAAGAACUUGAGAGUGUGCAGAUGCAGGCACGCGCAUAUGCUGAAAGCUUGAUUGGCAAAAUAGCUGAGCCGUCCAGCGUCGAAGCGCCGUCGGCUGCAGAGACCAGCCCCGAAUCCCCGGGAGACAGUGCAUUUGCCGCGGAAACACGGCACGAUAGAGCCAGGUAUGAGUCGGAUAUCGGCACUAUAAGCCAGCACGGUGCCACGAGUGGGCGAUACGACAAUGUCAAAGACGCCGUCGGUGUUUCGUACAUGGACGAUGUUUGUAACGAGGGUGAUAUCAUGAGGAACCCCAGGUACCUCGGCGAGUAUCGGUACAAAUACUGGUACCACCCUUUCUACGGCAACGCGACCAUGCCUGGGGACGAAAAGCGCCUCAUCGAGGAGUACAACCGCGAGCACCCCGACGAACCCUUGGAAUACGAGGAAUACAAAGUCGACCUCAUAUACUGCCACUCCAACGGUACCAUCGUGUACCUCGGCGAAGAUCAGGACCCCUACACAAACCAGGCGGACGACUUUGUCAUGGAGGGGGAGGACCCGAGGGAGCCGCGCUUCGUAGUGCAGGCGGAGGCAGGGUUCAUCAAGGAGCAUCAGCUGAAGUUAGGGCAAAUCCUGCCCAAUGUCAACAGCGAGAUGAGAGAGCGUUACUACGACAACAUAUUCUUCACACCAAAGAGCGUGCGGCGUCAAUGGCAAGUGCACCUGCCCGACGGCACCCCGGUGAUGUAG